This is a messenger RNA of Teleopsis dalmanni, 834 nucleotides long. RefSeq lists its product as uncharacterized. NCBI's taxonomy places the organism in Eukaryota, Metazoa, Arthropoda, Insecta, Diptera, Diopsidae. The transcript has 2 exons. The coding region runs from base 1 to 834 and encodes 277 amino acids. The record is from RefSeq and is a predicted model, not a curated record.
AUGGUAGCGAUUCUGUCUGCUCAAUCCAUUCCGGCACCUGAACCAGAGCCAGUACGAGAGUGUUAUUUUAAACAAGGUCGGCAAUCAUCAUAUGCAAAUGAACAAAUAAAUCAUAAAGUUCGAGUUGUUGGUCCUGGAAGUUCCUCUGACGAUGAUGCACAUAUAAUUGCAGAACUACGCCAAGCAUCUGAUACAUCUGACGUUAAUGAAGAUAAUGUUGAGAGCUCUGCCGAAAAAGCUGAUGGUUCAAGUGGACGAUUGUUUUUAAAAAAGUUUUUGCUUUUUAGAAACAUUUUUGGAAAUAGUAAUCAGCAGCCUGUUAUACCAAUAAUUAUCACCGGUGCAACAGGCACUACAGGAAACGUUUCACCCACAUCAACAGUCACAUCCACAGGAACGAUUCCUUCAGCAACUGGAACCAUAACUACUACACCAAUAACUACGACUGCAACUCGAAUGAUUCGUUCUGGAUAUAAUGAAGAUGAAGAAAAUGAUGCCCCGGAAGAAAUUAUUAUGAAUGAUGAACAAACUCUUCAAGCAGCUCUUACAGCUGGUGCUCAGGAAUAUGUUGUAACUGAUGAAGAAAUAAAGGGCACAUCAGAUAGUAAAGGAACGAAACAGCCUGCUCGAAUCAAUCUUAGACGUAAAGGUGCGAAAAAGGGACAAGUAAUAAGUGUUCGCAUUCCACCACAGUAUCGACGUUACUUCAAAAAUGGUCAAAGAGUUAUGCUCAACACAAAUAAUCGCCCAGUGAAACGACGCGUGGUAAAGAAGCGUGUAAAUAAUAAAAACCGUAGGAAAAUUAACAAAAGGACCCGCGUCGUUGCAGCUUAA